This is a messenger RNA of Panicum virgatum (switchgrass), 1171 nucleotides long. RefSeq lists its product as uncharacterized. The transcript is spliced from 8 exons. Bases 46 to 915 code for a protein of 289 amino acids. Lineage: Eukaryota; Viridiplantae; Streptophyta; Magnoliopsida; Poales; Poaceae. The record is from RefSeq and is a predicted model, not a curated record.
AUCUUGUCUGCUGUGAAAGUGAAACGAAACGAAUGCGAAACGACGAUGCCACGGCUACUCCCGCCGCUUGUUAAAACCCCUCUCCUCGGGGUCUCCCCCUUCCCGGCGUUCCCGCGGCCGCCGCCACCACCUCGUCCUCUCCACAUCUUCAUACCCGCAGCCGUCGCGGGGAGAGGUGGUGCCGGGGAGAACACGGCGGCGGCGUCCGGGACGACGGCGAGGGAGCGCCGCUUGGUAAAGGUACGGGAGGAGCGCCGCCGCCGCGAGCACGACCGCGAGCACACCUACCCCGGAUGGGCCAGGGUCCUGGAGAAUGCCUGCAGGGAUGACGAUGAGCUCCGCGCCAUUCUUGGUGAUAGCAUCGGGAACCCAGAGCUCAUGAAGCAAAGGAUCCAGGAAAGGGUGCGCAAGAAAGGCAGGGCUCAAUUCAAUAAAUCCAAGACAGGGUCCAUUGUUGCUUUCAAAGUCAGCUUCCGAGACUUCAACCCAUUGAAUUCAUUCAUUUGGUUUGAGCUCUUUGGAGAACCAACAGAUCGAGAUGUUGACCUGCUUGGCGGUGUAAUUCAGGCCUGGUAUGUAAUGGGAAGGUUAGGAGCUUAUAAUUCUUCAAAUUUGCAGCUGGCUAACUCAAUGUUGGACUAUGAUCCUUCAUAUGAUUCUGACGAAGCUUCAUCAGUAAUGCCAUCAUCUUUCCAUGAUAUCAGUGAUGUUGAGUUCCAAGACAAUUGGGCUAGGGUUUGGGUGGACCUUGGAACCUCAGAUUACCUUGCAGUAGAUGUAUUACUGAACUGCCUAACACAGCUGAGCUCAGAACACUUGGGCAUCAAGCAAGUUGUUUUUGGUGGCAAAAGAAUGGGUGACUGGGAAGAGGGCAUGACAAGCACUGAUUAUGGAUACAAGCACUUCAAGAUAUAAUAGUUCGUGAGCGACAUGCAAUGGUGAUGCAAACCCUGUCUGUCCUUAUCUGCUAGAGACUUUGCACCUCUAGAUGCACGUACCCAUAGUGGCAGAGAAAUUUUGCUGAUGACCGACUUAACUCAAGAUUGUGCCUGGAUUUAGAUCUGCUCUUGUAUGUAAAUAGUUGAUUUUAUCAUAGGUUGUACUGUCGUAACAGCACUGGUUCCAACAUUCUGAAAAGGAAAAAAAAAAGAUGCUGCUCAAAUUAGAACUA